Molecule: messenger RNA, 1493 nt
Organism: Paramecium sonneborni
Lineage: Eukaryota; Ciliophora; Oligohymenophorea; Peniculida; Parameciidae
Source: the annotation of a GenBank genome assembly
AUGGAUAUUGAAUAAGAAGAAUGUGAACUAAUAAAUUAAGCCAUGAUCUAAACAAGAUGCAAUCUUCUUGGAAUACCAAAAUAGAAUAAAACAUAAAAAGAACAAUCCAGGACAACUGAAAACAUAUACUCUCAUGAACCCUUUGAAUAAUAAUCAUCGUAACCUGAACACAUUUAAUAAUAAUUAUAAUUGAUGGAAGAAUGUUUUACAUCAUUACUUGAAAGUACAGUUCCAGAUGAAAUACUUUGUAGAGAUUAAGAAAAGGUUCUUAUUACAAGAUUUAUCGAAGAAGGAAUAAAAAAUAAUGGAUAAAAAUAAGCUUUAUGUAUAAUCAUACUCCUUAUUCAAUAGAUAUAUCAGGAGUCCCAGGAAUAGGUAAAACUGCUACAGUUUUAGAAGUUAAAAAUUAAUUACUCUCUAAAAAACUUAAUUUCGAUUUUAUCUAUUUUAAUGCCAUGAAUGUUUCAACCCCAGAAGAUAUUUAUCCAUUUCUCUAUGAAAAAAUUACUAAUAAAAAAGAAACCUCCAAAAUUAAAUCUUGUAUUCUUUUAAGUUUUUUUUAUAUCUAUAUUUUUUAGCUGAACUUUUCAAUAAUCAUUCUAAUAUGAUAUAACAAAAUAAAGUAAUCUUAUUAGAUGAAUGUGAUAACCUUUAUACUACAGAUUAAUAAGUUCUAUAUAAUUUGGUUGAUUGGCCUUAAUAACCAUCAGCUCGUUUGACUGUACUUAUGAUUGCUAAUACUAUGGAUUUUCCUGAAAGACUUAAACCUAAAUUAUAAUCCAGAUUAGGAAAUCAUAGAAUCGUUUUUAAACCCUAUAAUAGUACUUAAAUAGAAAGUAUAUUAUAAUAAAGAAUGAAAACUAAAAAAAUUAAAUAAUUGUUUGCCUCCAAUACUUUAAAUUAUUUAGGAAAAAAAAUUGCUACAAUUUCUACUGAUAUUCGCAAAACUUUAAGUGUUUGUCGAACUGCUAUUCUUUUAGCAAAAGAAUAACUCUAAAAACAAAACAUUCUUUCUCAAAUCGAAGUUGAUCACAUCAAACUAGCAUAUGAUAAAAUAUAUAAUAAACCAUAACAUAAUGCUUUAUAAUACUUUAAUGAUGAAUUAAAACUGCUCUUAAUAAUGAUUGCUCUUGAAAUUCAUGUCAAAGGAUAUAAUUAUGCAUAUUUCCAUCAAGUUAUUUAAAGACUUAAUCAAUAAAAAUAAUUAAAAAAUUAAUAAACUUUAACUUAUAAUUAAACCAAAUAUAUCUUAAUUAAAUUAGCACAAUUAAAUUUAAUUGAAAUUAAAGAAGGCCAACUUAUAUUAACUAAAACUAACUGGUAAUAAAAAUUACAAGUAUAAAUUUCAUCUCUUAUUAUUCUAGAAUAGUUUAGAUAAAGAUAGAUUAUUUAAUUUAGAUGAUAUUCUCAUUCAACUUAAAAUCAACAUUGAUGAUAUCAAAAAUGGAUUAUCAAAUGACGACCUUUUCAAAGAAUUUUCAAAUUUAUUUUGA